This is a messenger RNA of Branchiostoma floridae (Florida lancelet), 1450 nucleotides long. RefSeq names its product tetraspanin-8-like. The coding region runs from base 86 to 808 and encodes 240 amino acids. Lineage: Eukaryota; Metazoa; Chordata; Leptocardii; Amphioxiformes; Branchiostomatidae. Gene Ontology annotation, cellular component: membrane. The transcript has 7 exons. The record is from RefSeq and is a predicted model, not a curated record.
CACCAGCCCAGGGCUCGCCGUGCUGACUUCACUCCUGCAAAGUUCUAACUUGGAAAAGAAAGAAAAAAAGGACCACAGAUUCAACAUGGCGGAAGGCUGCUGUGCUUCGAUCAUCAAGAUUCUUCUCUUCAUCUUCAACUUCGUCUUCUGGAUAAUCGGCAUCGCCAUCCUGGCUGUCGGCAUAUGGCUCCGUGUGGAUGACAGGAUUUCGAAGGUAGUCGCGGGAGAGAUCGACCUGGGGUUCUUCUACACGGCCUGCUAUGUGCUGAUCGUGGCCGGGGCCUUCACCAUGGUGGUCGGCUUCCUGGGCUGCUGGGGCGCCGUCAAGGAGAACAGGCUCUUCCUGCUGUUGUUCGCCAUUUUGAUCGGUCUGCUUGUGCUUCUGGAAUUCAUUGCCGGGAUUCUUGCAGUCGUCUACAGGAACGACUUGAAUAAAUGGGUCGAAGAGGCUAUUGGUGAUGCUCUGGAUGGUAAGAAGGUGAACGAGAUGGACAACGAUUUCCAGACAUUCGUUCGUGACCUUCAGGGAGAGUUUACAUGCUGCGGUCUGACCCAAACCAGUGACUGGUCAAAUCCGUGCACUCAAGGACAGUGUGCAGCCUGCACAGUUGGUAAUGACUGUGAAGUGUCUUCGUGCGGCCGGCUGGUACACAAGCCUUGUCUGACAACACUGAACAAGUUCCUUCAGGACAACAUCAUCAUCGUUGGAGGCGUAGGGCUGGCCUUUGCGUUUUUACAGAUCGUCGGGAUUGUGUUCGCCUGUAUCCUGCGGCGGAACCUGGACGAUUCCUCGUCCAACGUGGCCUAGAAGCACUCCGAGUCAUGCAGCUGUGAAACUACUGUAGAAAACUGAUUUCUAAACUUGACCAGUUCGCAUUCGUAGCUUACUCUUUAAAUCGGCUUUGCCUACACUAGUUGUGACUUUGUUACUCAAUAUCCUAUACAUGUAUUAUGGAUUGCUUUAUUGCUAGGAUCGAUGAGAAACCUGCACUUUUUAUUUCAGAUGUUGCAUAUUCAAAUUGUGAAGGUUUGAUAGACAGACGUAAACUUAAAACACCUGAUAGAUACUUUAUUUUUGUGUAAUUCUGACAGCAUGUAAGUACGUCACUAACUUCUGAUAGCAUUUAAUCCACGUUUGUUUGACUAGUGUUGCAAAAGGAGAAUUAAUUCCGACUUUCUUAUUCUCUUUUUUGACGUGUGUGGAAAGUUUGGUUACUUUUUUGCAGAAUUAGCUAACCACCAACCGUUAUUCACGUGCCUUAAGUAUGCGUAAGUCGCUUUGUAAAGAAACAACGAUGGUUUAGUAUCUCGGCAGUAGGGUCUGGUUAUACAAUGAACUUUAGAUACCUCUUGUAUUUUGAUUCAAAACUUUGUAACAAUGAUCUAAGAGCAAUGUUCGUUAUAUUUGUACAUUCCUUUGUUCGGAAAUAAAAUUUGCAAUGACUGGAAA